Molecule: messenger RNA, 3853 nt
Organism: Stegostoma tigrinum
Lineage: Eukaryota; Metazoa; Chordata; Chondrichthyes; Orectolobiformes; Stegostomatidae
Product: early estrogen-induced gene 1 protein-like
Exons: 12
Coding region: 279-1421 (380 amino acids)
Source: RefSeq, a predicted model, not a curated record
GAGGGCUGGCGAGACGAGGCAGAUGCGCAGCGAAUGAGGAGGGACUGUUGAGAAACUCAGGCAGAAAAUAAAAGUUCAACCCAGUUUUCUGGGCUUUUCCUGAUUGUGAAACGCUGCUCUCCGCUUCUGUCAAUUAACAAGCAACUUCACCAGAGAGACAGCCCAGUGUGGGAGCAACCAGUUCACGAGAAGGCGACUUUAAAAUAAUUUACUUGAUAUUUCCAGCGAGGAUUUCUUCCCUUCGCCAGCUCUGUCUCUGAAGUUGGUCCCUUUGUUCUAUGGCUUUCUUGAUGAAGAAGAAGAAAUUUAAGUUUCUGGUCACUCUGACAGUGGUAAAUCUCUCGGCCGUGCCGUUCAUCAAUGGGAUCCUGUACUGCAAGAUCCGCUUGCUUCACGGCGGAUCCUUCAGUGAGCUGUCUACCCGGGAAGAGGUGCAGGAAAACUGCGUGCAGUGGCGAAAGAAGUCACGGUUCAUGUGCAAGAUGAGCGCCAGCUCAGCCACGGGGGUCUUGGACCCCAGCAUCUGCCGAGUGUCCGUCCGCAAGGAGCUGAAGGGCGGGAAAUCCUUUGUGAAGCUGGGAUUUGUUGAGCUGAACCUGGCGGAGUUUGCGGGCUCGGGUUCCACUGUUCGCUGUUACAUCCUGGAGGGUUACGACACCAAGAACACGAGGCAGGAUAACUCCAUCCUGAAGGUAUCCAUCAGUCUCCAGCUGUUAUCUGGCGAUCCCUGUUUUAAGACGCCACCCUCCACGGCCCAGCCCAUUGAGGUCCUGGGGCAGCAGGAUUCCCUGGCUCCAGACUGCAAAGGAGAUGACGGGAAAGGGAGCCCUAUAUCCGAGGGCAGCUCUUCCAAACUGUCGAGGUGCAGGUCCUUCCUGGCCGCUGUGGGUAUGGUGGAGGAUUCGGAAAACACGUCCCAUGCUGCUCCCGAGGAAGUGAUCCAGAAAAGGCAUUCCCGGAAUUCCAGCGCCUCCAGCCAAGCCUCGAAGCUUUCAGGUUCCAGCUCCGAGUGCUCGCCCUUGGUCUCCCAUCUCGAGCUGACCCAUUGCCAGGAAGCCUUAUCUGGAAGUAGCUGCCUGUCGAGUGACCUCGGGAGCAUGGCCGAUAUCCGGGAAGGAGGCCGGGACCUCAGUCUGGAGAAACCGGCCGUGCCCUUUAGACCGGCUCUGCGCUCGGAGCGCCUCUCACGGCGGAAGAACGAAGCGGCCGAGAGCCGGCCCACGCGAGUGGACGACACGCGAGUGGACGCGGACGACAUCGUAGAGGAGAUUGUCCGGAGCCAAGACUUCAGCCAGUGCAGCAACACGGAGGAUAGCGGGCUGCAGCUGUACGUGGGCCGAGAUGGGACUAUCAGACUGGGUGGCCUGCAGAGCGAGAACAGGUGGUGUGACUACAAACCUGUUGUCAUCGAGAGCCACUGAACUGCGUCCAGACAGCCAAUUCCCAAUUUUCCUCUCCGUUUGUGUUGUUCUGCUUGUCUCGCUGCUCUUCCCAGAUAGCAUGUUUUUGAAGGAUCGGGAAUUCCCAGCUGAAAUAACCGGGAUGGGCGUUUUCUAACCAGGGAAAAGAUCGAUGCCUGUAUUUCUUUUUGAAAAGGCGAUAAUUCUCAUUGAGAGGACGUAUCGGAAAGAAGUGGAAUGGCCUUGGGUUAAGCCAGGAUAUCGUGGGGGUGAGGGAAGAGCCUGGAGUUGUGAACUGGGAUCCAGUCCUGGGAAGCCUCUUGCUGAAUAUUAAUUAAUGACUAAUGAAUAUUAAUGGUGUGCGUUAAUAAGUGGCACAUGACGUUUUGUCUAGGUUUAGCGCUGUAGCUUGGCGAUGAUCGCUAAUCGUGGCCUUCUAUUUAUUGAGUUUUAAGGAGAUCUAGCGGCGGGAAUCAUUUUAAGUCCUGAAUGUGGCGUUUGAUAAAUGAACCACAUGCUUUUCUUUUGUAAGAGAAUUGACUCUCAGAUCGGUCAAUUUAAUUACAUUUUUAAAAAAUUGAGUCUGCUUGUUCAGGAAUGUGGGGAAAAUGGAUGGGAGGCAGAUAUCCCUGAAUGGUUGCAGGGAUUUUGCCUGUGUAUGGGUGAAAGUCAAUCUAUAGCGUAUUCCUCUAUUGGGUUUUUUGAACAAAAUUUCCAUCUCUUCCUUGAACAGCUCUAGACAUGGUGAAGGAAAAUGAAAGGGAUACAAAAGCAGCUUCCCUCCCCCUCCCCCUCCCCCGCGCGCUCUCUCUCUCCCCCUCACCCCGAUGACUUUUCCUUAGCUGUGUUGGCGAAGGGUAGUGCAUCCUUAGCUUCUGUUUUGUUUUCAGGGGACCUUCCUCAUGAUUCAAGACUCCUGCUCGCAAAUGGUCACUGUGUAUUGGGUUAUAUUGCAGGGGGGAGACGGAGUCCCAGUGAGGUGGAGUGUGUCACUCUGAACUACCUCAACCCCGUUCAGAUUUUGUAACAGGGAGUAUGUUUUCAAACUGUGGUAGCUUUAAAAUGUUAGUAACUGUGUUUAACAUUGGCAUCCCCCCAAUAUUUAGGAUUUCAUUUGGAUAUAUGUAUUCCAGUUGCCUCUUACCUCCCUCCUCCUUCACUUCCUGUCACCCAUAUCUUCAGCACUAAUUUGCAAACCAGGCCUCAAGGAAAUGAGUAUACUGUAUCGAGUGUAGUUUGCUUUUUUUUUGUUGCAAACUUGUAGAUUUCUCUUGGAUUUUUCUUUCCGUCUCCAAUUCCCUGAGCCUCAAUCCUGGAGGGUUUGUGAUCCUUAUUGCCAAUCCUAUGAUUUCUCCACCCCCCACCUCCCUCAGGCUUCAGGUGUAACAGCUUUUGAUGGAGCAGGACUUUGGAAGGGUGAAGGGAGAAUGUGCAGUGUGAUCUAAUCCUCAUGAGGGUGUUUCACCCACACAGCCUGGGAACUAUGAAACAGGGAGAGAAAGGAGGAUGGCUGAGCUCCCAUUUCUAACCCUCCCACCUAGUCGACCAUUUCUUUUGAAGUUUUGUACCAACCAAUUAGCUAUUAAAAGAUGAUGAAAAAUCGUUUUGUUAGACCAGGCUCUGGGCAUUGGACUUUCCAUCUUGGAUGCCAAAGAGAAUUUUAAAGUAUAUUUAUUUUCAAAUUUGCAACAAUAUGGUGACAUGGACUGUGGUUCAGUGUUGUGUGUUUUUUUUUGUUUUUCUUCCCCAGUAUUUAAGCUUCUUUUUUAAAAUAAAUCCAAUUUUUAGUAAUUCUUUUGGGAAUGAUUUUUUUUCUCCCCCACCCCCCCCCCUCCCCCAGACAGAACAGGAGGAACGAGGUAACUGGGGCUAAUAUCCUUCCUGUGCUCUGUAUGUUCUGUAGUGUGGAGUUCCGAUCCAUGCUGUUCCCUCCCUGACUGUGCUCCCAAAUAUUUAAUACCUGGAAAGUGGGAUCAGUAUUAAAUGUAUUUAUAAAUCAGCUUAAAAGUCGCGUGAUUUAAGUGUAAGAUAAUGAUUGAGCCCGUUAGAUUUUUUUCUAAUGACCUUCCCACUAGGAACAGGGAAGGUGCCAAAAUGUGGAAUUUUCAAUAAGAAAGCACAGAAGGGUUUCCUUCUUUUUUCUGAGGAGGUGACUGGAGUGAAAAUUACUGGGAAACAUCCAGUGUUAUUUCAUCUUGCACAAAUAAUAUGACGAGUUUCUGAGCAAUUUGUGCCUUUUUUUUAUUUCCACUUCAAAGUGUGUUUGUGGAUCCUUUUUCUUAUGGAGAUAGUGGUCCCUUUUUUUUAAACAGCAUGUAUUUUAUAUUAAAGCUGUUCGGGAGAUGCAGUCUCGAGCUUACUGUCUGGAUUUAUCAAUGAAUAUUGCAAGGUGCUUCUGUACAGUAUUGUUCAUGGUUGAAAUUUGUACGAAAGUGGGAUUGUCUAUUUUUUAC